AUGCUGACAAUCGAAUGGCGCUGCUUCACCUAUACAGUGGUGCCAAUGCUACAGUGGAUACAGAACCUCGAGAUGCCUCUGUGGGAAACGCCUCCGUUCUCGCUGUGGCUUGUGUACACCCUCUUCGUGAGUGUACUCACCCACAUGGAUGUUAUGACGCAGGGACUUUUUCUGGCAACGACGCUGCACAGAUUCCACUGCCCAGGUUUUGGCAAAACCAGGGAUGCAUGGCACCAAGUCUGGGGCAACUCGAUUCUCUCCUGGAUGGCCUGGGGCUCUAGCCUGGAAACGCUGGUCAUCGUCAGCUGGGGGGUCUUCGUAUUGCAGCUGGUGCUGUUUGCCCUCCAUGCGAUGCCUGUGCAACCCGUCAGCUUCGCAUGCCAGAGCGAGAAAGAAGGCUAUCUGAACGUGGCUGGCUUUGGCUACGUCAGAAUAUGGCACGCGGAUGCAUUGAAAGACUUGGCGAGCUCGAACAGAAUGGCCAUGGUUUCUGCUGGACAUCUCAGGCUGAGCGUCAAGCGCGCGCAUCAGGAGCUUCAAGCUCAGCCGCCGAAUGACUUUCGGUUUUUACACAUCUUGAAGAUGGAGCUUCGACACCUCCUGCUGCGAAUUGUGCUUGUAAACCUGUGCACGAACUGCACAAAAAUCGAGGCCGAUAUCGGCCUUGGGAUCAGGAGAGCUUUGGGCUUAGGGGUUUCGGCUUCAAGGCGGCCUUCAAGUCGCAUGCCUGUAGUUUAA
Molecule: messenger RNA, 738 nt
Organism: Symbiodinium sp. CCMP2456
Lineage: Eukaryota; Dinophyceae; Suessiales; Symbiodiniaceae
Source: the annotation of a GenBank genome assembly